GGCAACAAGUGGAACAGACAUUUGGAGUCGCUCCUGCCUCAGGAUGGCUCACGGCUGCUGGAGACCCGCCCUGGCCCUGGUCCUGGUGCUGCUCGGCACGUACGCCCAAGCUCCGUCGUCCCGCCACAUGGAUGACUUCAUCGAGGCGGUGAGGCGGGUGGAGGCCGGCGCUCUUGGGUCAGGCCCGCUGGCCGUGUUGAGGAGGCUGCGCGGCGCCGCCGGCCUCGACGACGCGUUCGUCCGCCACUUCCUCGGCAACGUCUCCGACGUUCCCCGAUUGGACGCGAGCCUCUCGGGUUACCUCCGCGCGGCCGUGCGUCACAGGGUGACCGAGGACGGCAGAGAGGAAGGCGUCGCCCUGACGCCCGACGGCACCACCGUCGCCCUGGCGCCGCUCCUCCUCGGCAUCGAGGCCGGUUUCCUCGCCCGGGCGGCGGGCCGCGCGCGGGGCCUGUACCAGCUCACUCUGGCCAGAGCCCCGGACGGCGCCGCUCUCCUGGGACCGGACGGCUGCUGGGACAGCGUCGCCUCCCCUCGGGUCUUCACCCUCCUCGGCGGGCCCUCCGCCGCGCUCACCGCCGCUCGGGUGAACGGCGGCGUGGACGGCGUGGUCCUCGGGACGGAGGUCUCCGCCGAAGGCCGGCGGCCCCUCCUGCUCAGCGGCCUGCUGGCGGAGUACUACGCCCGCCGGCCGGAGAGCGCGGGAGCGGACGCCGCCCCGCGCCUCCUCGGCCGGCGCCGCAGGGAGAACUUCGGGGGGCUGGUCGCCCCGCCGGCGCUCGCCAGGCAGGUGGUGAAAGCGGCGGCGCUGCGGCGGAGGCUGACGGGGCGCUCCAAGAUGGCGGCGGAGGAGAAGAAGCAGCUGGCGGCUUCGGCGACCGAGGCGAUGAAGGAGUUCGUCCGUCAGUACGUCGAUUGCCCGCCCAUCAUCCCUCGCUGCAUGUGGGGCGCUCGGCCGUACCGAGGGACCCCCACCAACCUGACCCUCCCCCUCUCCUUCAUGUUCAUCCACCACACCUCCACGCCGGGCGACCCGUGCCUGACCUUCGAGCGCUGCGCCGCCGACAUGCGCUCCAUGCAGCGCUUCCACCAGGAGGACCGAGGCUGGGACGACAUCGGCUACAGCUUCGUCGCCGGCUCCGACGGGUACAUCUACGAGGGCCGGGGCUGGCUCUGGCAAGGGGCCCACACCCUGGGGCACAACUCCGUGGGCUACGGGGUUUCCUUCAUCGGCGACUACGGCGCCGCGGUUCCCUCCCAGCAUUCCAUGGGGCUGGUGAGGGAUCGGCUGGCGUCCUGCGCCGUCGGCGGCGGGCGACUGGUCUCCGACUUCGUGCUGCAGGGCCACAGGCAGGUGGUGAGCACUUCCUGUCCCGGCGACGCGCUCUACGAGGAGAUCAGAGGCUGGGAACACUACGGGGAAGUCAAGAAAGGAAAAUGAUCCGCUUGGCAAGAGGGAGCUCGAGUGAACCAAAAACUCAAACCCAAUAAAUAUUUGUUUUAUUCUGA
This is a messenger RNA of Pseudoliparis swirei, 1509 nucleotides long. It is a transcript of the gene pglyrp6, whose product is annotated as peptidoglycan recognition protein 6. The record is from RefSeq and is a predicted model, not a curated record. Bases 44 to 1441 code for a protein of 465 amino acids. Gene Ontology annotation, biological process: peptidoglycan catabolic process; defense response to Gram-positive bacterium; detection of bacterium. Gene Ontology annotation, molecular function: N-acetylmuramoyl-L-alanine amidase activity; peptidoglycan binding; peptidoglycan immune receptor activity. The transcript has 5 exons. NCBI's taxonomy places the organism in Eukaryota, Metazoa, Chordata, Actinopteri, Perciformes, Liparidae.